Messenger RNA from Camelina sativa (false flax), 1230 nucleotides. RefSeq lists its product as uncharacterized. The record is from RefSeq and is a predicted model, not a curated record. Gene Ontology annotation, cellular component: membrane. Lineage: Eukaryota; Viridiplantae; Streptophyta; Magnoliopsida; Brassicales; Brassicaceae.
UUUAAAGUUUUGAAUAUCUAAAAGUCUCUCUUUUAAUUUCUCUAAUAUAUUUUUUUAAUCAGAACCAUACACACACAUUCAUCAAAUCCAUAUUCAUGCAGCUGUUACAUUUUAUUAUACUCCCUUUUUAAGUGUGUUGUUGCAUAUGUGCUUAAUUAUAUUCCCUCAUCACAACCUCAACCUCAAUCUCAAUCUCAAUCAUGUUUCCAAUCUCAAUCAUGCUUCUUCUUCCACUUUGUUUCUAAUCUACCUGGAUCACAAUCUUUAACCAAAAAGCUCAUUUUAGUUAUAUAAUUUUCAUAUCUAGAUGAAGAUCACCAAAACUCAUUUGGUUCUUCUUCAUCGUCGUCGUCGUUCUUGAUUUUUUUUUUCUUGGCAAUGGGAUCUACAACGAUCAAUACAAAUCUUGGUCUCAUUAUCACCGUCUUCGUCUUCUGCGUCAUAUCUAAUUUACAUUCCAUGGUUCACUGCGCCAACAACAACAACAGCAUUGGAGAUUUGAUUCCUCCGGUGAAUCCAAUAACCGGAGAAACAAACGAGUAAUUAUCAGCUAACCGGAAGUAAACAGAAACAAACGACCAACAUGAAUGAUCUCAAGAAACUGAAUCUUUCGAUCAAGAGAGACGAUCGCAUCGUGAUCAAAUUCGAUCCUUACGCUUCUCAUGAACGUAGAGGAAUCAAAUGCAUUGCCUUCGGUGACAAUGGUUCGUUUUCGAGUUUCAGCGAUACGAUACGGGACUACGAAUGUGCCGCUAAUGAUUCUCAUGGGCACUACGCACUCGUGGUUCUAAACCGGAAACCUAAACCGAAACACGAACCGGAGGUGGUUAGGAGGAAUUGGUGGUGGUUUGUUUUAACCGGGAUUGGAGUUUCGGUUAUCGCUGUUGUGGUGAUCGUUUUUGUGGUGAAAUUGGUUAAGAAAAAGAGGUUAAGAAAGAUGGAGAGAGAGUCGGAGAAGAGUGAGACGAUCGGAAAUGUUUGGAUUGGUCGGAGUAGAAUGCCGUCGGCGACGAUGGUGAGAACUCAGCCAUGUUUGGAAUAUCAUGAAGAUCUUCCUUCUUCUUCUAAUAUACCUUGAUUUUUUUUUUUACUUUUUACUUUUGUAGUUUCUGGCUUAUGUGUACAGUAAGUGAGUUACAACAUUCAAAGUUUCAAGUUUGUUUAUUUUUGAACAAUUCUUACCGUUUUUUUGUCUUUCUUAUGCAUGAGUAAAACUGUACGUUCGUCGUU